Molecule: messenger RNA, 2544 nt
Organism: Akanthomyces muscarius
Lineage: Eukaryota; Fungi; Ascomycota; Sordariomycetes; Hypocreales; Cordycipitaceae
Exons: 3
Coding region: 1-2544 (847 amino acids)
Biological process (GO): mitotic spindle assembly checkpoint signaling; endoplasmic reticulum to Golgi vesicle-mediated transport
Cellular component (GO): RZZ complex
Source: RefSeq, a predicted model, not a curated record
AUGGACCCGGUCAAGAUUGGAGAUGCCAUCAUGGCAUUCGCUCUCAAUGGUCGAUUUCCAGAAGAUGCCGACACCCUGCCUGCCGUCUCAGAUAUUGACUUGCAACCAGCAAUCGACAGCCUGAACCAGGCAGGGGUACAACUUGAGGGCGAAAUACGUCAAAUAAACGAAGAAACAAAAGGCGAUGUCAGUGUCUGGGCCAAGAAUGCGAAAUCCCUACAGGAAGACAUAAUUCGCUCCAAGACCAUGGCAAACGAAAUUACCCGCCAGUCCGAGGCGCCUGAUGUGUCGGGCGAGGCGAUUCUCGAUGCCGAAGACAAGGUCGAGUUUAUAAGUCGCGAGGUCCAGUACAGCCAGCAGCUGCAGCAAGUCCUGCGCGGCAUCAAGAGAGUAAAUGCGCUGCUUGAUCAAGCCGAGCAGGCGCUUGCUGAGAGGCACGUACUACAAUCUCUAAGCUUUCUAGAAGAGUCCUGGGCCGCUUUAGACACAGUCAAUGCAGCACGGUCAUGUCGCGUGAUGCGACUUCUCGAUGUUCGUGCUUUUGAGCUAAAGUCAUCUACCUACCAAGUCUUCAACCAAAUAUGGAAGUCCAUGGUCAACGUCGAUGUCGACUCGUGCACGAUAACCAUUCGCGACAAAUCCGAAGAUGGCAAAAUGUCCCUUGCCGAUGCUUCGAUCGGUCUCAAAGCAUACAAGGAGGUGGACGAGCGUUUGGAACAGCUGUGGCACAAUCUCAACACAUCCAUCGUCAUGCCACGUAUGGACUACCACGCCACCUCGUUAAGGGGCAUUUCAGCAAAUGCCGACGAGCUCAGCUUCUCUGGACCAACAGACCAUUCCAUUGACAGCCUGCUAACAGACCUCGAGACAAUUUUCUUGUUUGUUGCAAAGAAGCUGCCGGCCGAUUUAUUACCCCAUUUUUCCAGCCAAAUGGUUACGGACGUGAUGCCGAAGCUCAUCGACGAGUGGCUCAACUCUGUCGUUCCCUCUUCCCUUCAGAAUAUGGAUACGUUCCAGAGCGUCAUUCAAAGAACACAACAGUUUUGCGCUGCGUUAAACGACAGCGGAUAUACGGGGCUGGAACGAGUCUCCACGUGGGCUGAAAAGGCACCAAUGACGUGGCUCGGCAAAUGUCGCGACACAGCCCUGGACGGUGUACGGAAGAGGCUCGCUGGUGGCAUUGGAGAUCCCAAGCAGGUUGAGAAGGUUGAGAAGCACAUGGUCACUGUUGCCGAAGGCAAGGAGCUUGCAACCACGGGCGCUGGCGCCGCAGCAGAUACUGCCGAUUGGAAUGAGAACUGGGGCGAUGCUUGGGAGGAGGAUGAGCCAGCAGCAGAGGUAGCGCAAGACUCUGAAGACACGCCGAUGGAAGAUGACGACGGCGCCGACGCCUGGGCUGGUUGGGGCGAGGAUACAGAAGAAACUCAAGAUACUACAAAGGCCGACGCCGUGCCCGGAGACGACGAUGGCGCCGACGCUUGGGGGUGGGGUGACGAUGCAGCUGCUGAGCCGGGCUCAAAGCCGAACUCUGGUGUCAAGUCAAAGCCUGCCAAAGCUGCUCUAAAGCCUAGGCAACAAGCUAAUGAGACACGAGAGCUCAUUCUCAAAGAAACAUACAGCAUCUCCUCCAUGCCAGAGCCUGUGUUGGAGCUAAUUUUCUCGAUACUGGAGGAUGGUAACGCUCUAACCAAGGAGGAUGGAGAGUACAGCCUCGUGGCGGGAACAGCACCUGGUCUCUUUGGCCUUCCAACCUUUGCUCUAGCACUUUUCAGAGCAAUCUCGCCUCAUUACUACUCCCUCGGCGUGGGCGGCAAUAUGUAUUUGUAUAAUGAUGCCAUGUACCUGGCUGAAAAGCUUGGAGAAUUCAGCGCUAAAUGGAAGGAGCGCGAAGACGUGACGCCGCGCGGAAAGGCUAUGCUUCGCCUCGACAACGACAUCAAGACAUUGCAGAACUUUGCGAACCGGAGCUACGCCGCCGAAAUGAGCAUUCAACGGACCGUACUGCAAGAUCUGCUGGGCGACUCCCAAAGCUUGCUCCAGCAGGACGAAAUGGAAGCAGCUGUGGAAGGCGGGACAACCCGCAUACGAACAAUGGCUAGCACCUGGGAGACUAUUCUCGCACGAUCUGUCUGGUCGCAGGCUAUCGGAUCACUUGCGGACACGCUGGCUACACGCCUCAUCGGCGACGUGCUGGACAUGAGCUCCAUUGGCCAGGACGAAGCCUACAGCAUUGCCAAGCUCAUAUCGGUGGCGACUGAGCUGGACGACCUAUUCCUGCCUAGCAAGCUCGGCGACACGGCGCCCACGGAGGAAGAGGUGCCUGCGACGGCGCAGUACGCGCCCAACUGGCUGCGUCUCAAGUACCUCAGCGAGGUGCUGCAAAGCAACCUGAACGAGGUCAAGUAUCUCUGGUGUGACAGCGAGCUGAGUCUCUACUUUACGGCUGAUGAGGUGGUGGAUCUGGUCAAGGCGAGCUUUGAGGAGAAUGCAAGAACGAGGGACACGAUUCGAGAGAUUCGUGCCAAGCAGCCACUUUCCACAUAG